GCCAAUAACUUGUGUGACUUUCACCACCACAACAAUCUCAAUUCUCAUCUCCAACAAAUGAAUACAAAACCAUUCAGCAAUAAUCAGAGUAGUAAUAAGACUAAUGGAAAAGGAGAAGUGACGUCGUCGCCGUCGCCAUCACCAAACAAUGAGAAGAAUGGCGUAAACAGCAGUUGUAACGGAGGAGCAGGAAACAUGAGCACAUUGGAGAAGCAGGGGAUGAGAAACAAUCUUGUGCAGCAUACGAGGAAUUGGGGGAAUCAUCGCAAUUCUUUAACGUAUCGUGGCGCAGUGCUGAAUUUGAAGAGAAGCCGAAUGCGCCCCCUCCGACCUGCGACGUCAUGUCCGGAUAUCAUUUCGGUAGCCACGGCGGAUGAUAAUACGCCCGAGUGGAAAGCCGCCCUGCAGGAUAUUUACGUCUGGAUGCAAGAAAUCUUUGCCCUGGAUCACUUGAAAAAUACCAGAUUCGUUUUGUUCAUCAUGUCGAAUUUUCUCUUGUACAUGUGGUAUGAGAUCCCAUUGACCUUUCUUGCCGACACUGCCACGGGCUUGGGCUACUCGGAAGGAGAAGGAGCCAUGUUGGGAAGUACGAUCGGACUUUUAACCGUUUUCGGAAAUAUAAUUUUGGGGUAUUUGGGGGACAAGAAGUGGGCAAAUUCCGUGACGAUUUAUGGCCUGUGUAUUUCCAUUUGCGGCAUCGUGACCGGCCUGAUGCCCUGCCUCUUUGGGAAGUUGUUCAGCAUGGGGCUCACCUACUACUUCCUCGUCUUGCUCUGCGGCGUGUUUGGCUUGAUGAUUGCGGCAAAUUACUCACUCACACCCGUCAUCCUACUUCAAGUCGUCAGUUUGGAAAAGUUUACCCCCGCGUACGGUCUUCUCCUACUUGUGCAAGGGAUCGGAAACCUGAUCGGACCACCCAUUGCUGGCCUCCUCUACGACUACACGGGAAAGUACGCCUGGUCAUUUUGGAUCGCUGGGGGUGGGAUCUUCAUCUCCAACUUUUUCAUCCUCGCCCCAAUCUAUCAACGCCAUCAAGCCCGGUACGAAGAGUCGACUCGGGACAUUUCCGCCAGUCGCAGCAGUGGACGCAGCAACAGCAGUUGUGAAGAAGGACACAGAGGAAACAGCGCCAGUCCGACGCCAAGCAUCCUCAAAGAUCUCGACAGGAAAAUGGGGGCAGGGGAUAACAAUGCGUGAAAAAAAGUUCACUAAUUGAACGCAAUACUUAGUACUUACUAACGAAGAAUGACACAUGCAGAACAGAAGAUUUUUACUAACUCACACGCAGCAAGUAAAUUAGUGGCUUAAUAAUCGCAAUUAAAAUUAAUUAAUACCGAAGAAGAAGCGAAAAUAUUCAUUGUUUAGUUCCAUUUUAGCUCAAAUAAUCCUAAUUAAACGUUUACAUCCAAUUAAUUCCAAAAUUAGUGGAUUAGUAUUUAGUUUUUUGUAUUUAUGAAUUAGCAAUUUCUUUUUUUUCGUUAUUCAUUAUUGACUCGAUAUUUUUUUAAGACUUAAGUUUUUGAC
Molecule: messenger RNA, 1524 nt
Organism: Folsomia candida
Lineage: Eukaryota; Metazoa; Arthropoda; Collembola; Entomobryomorpha; Isotomidae
Product: monocarboxylate transporter 4
Exons: 7
Coding region: 58-1197 (379 amino acids)
Biological process (GO): transmembrane transport; monocarboxylic acid transport
Molecular function (GO): monocarboxylic acid transmembrane transporter activity
Source: RefSeq, a predicted model, not a curated record